AUGAGAGCCAUUAGGAAUCUAAUGGGGCAGCAAGUAAGGAACCAGAAUGCUGCCAUUUUUGCUGAAGUACCGCAAGGGAACGUGCCAACUGGAGUGGCGAAUGAUGGACGCCAGGCACAAAAGUUGGUGGAGCGGUUCCUUAAGCCGAAGCCACCUAAGUUUGCGGGAAGCGGAGAUCCCGAGGCUGCUACCUCUUGGGGCAAUACAAGUUUGUGGUGGAGAGCCACUAAGGACAGGGUCUUUCCCGACGAUAUAGUCCCGACAUCAGAUGCAUUUGUGGAGGCGUUCAAUGGGAAGUACUUCUCGAAUACUGCGAGGAAACAGAAGAUGGCAAAGUUCCUUCGUCUGCGCCUGAACCAACCGUCAGUGGAUGAAUACGAGGCUAGGUUCGCCGAACAAGUAAAGUAUGCCCCAAGAAUGACAGAGGACCUCGUGGAUAGGGCAAAAAGAUUCUGGGAUGGACUGAAACCGGAAAUCAAGAGUGUGUUGGUGCCGCUCAAUUUGAAAGAUUAUGAUGAUCUAUAUGAGAGGGCACGGAUGGUGGAACGUGAUUUGGCUGAAAGGCAUAUCGCAAUUGGAUCGCGAUUUAUACCAUCGCAUAGACAAGACAUUUGGCAAGGAAAGAAGGCGAUGCCUAGUGGUAGGCACCACAUUCUACCCAAUAGUAGAGGGGUGAUCAGCAAGCCGGUGUUCCGCCAAGAUGGGGCGUGUCACUUAUGUCGCCAAAGGCAUGGACCCGGUCCGUGCUCGUUUAGUGGAGGGGCAUGUUUUGGAUGUAGCAAGUUCGGUCACCAAGUGAAAGACUGCCCGCAGAGGCAACAGAUCGGGCAAGUGACGCAGCAGCAUGGAGGACAGUUUGGAUGGAACGUGUCACCGAACUUUCCAAGUCGACCCUAG
Rhodamnia argentea is the source of this 897-nucleotide messenger RNA. RefSeq lists its product as uncharacterized. The transcript has 2 exons. Bases 1 to 897 code for a protein of 298 amino acids. Gene Ontology annotation, molecular function: nucleic acid binding; zinc ion binding. NCBI's taxonomy places the organism in Eukaryota, Viridiplantae, Streptophyta, Magnoliopsida, Myrtales, Myrtaceae. The record is from RefSeq and is a predicted model, not a curated record.